Messenger RNA from Diprion similis, 715 nucleotides. RefSeq names its product endocuticle structural protein SgAbd-6-like. Gene Ontology annotation, cellular component: chitin-based extracellular matrix. Gene Ontology annotation, molecular function: structural constituent of chitin-based larval cuticle. Bases 120 to 524 code for a protein of 134 amino acids. The transcript is spliced from 2 exons. Lineage: Eukaryota; Metazoa; Arthropoda; Insecta; Hymenoptera; Diprionidae. The record is from RefSeq and is a predicted model, not a curated record.
GAAUUAGGGAGCCGCACAUUUUGGUGGGGGUUGCCUUAUAUGAGGCCCUGUCUUGGUGGUUUCAAGCAACACGUCAAUAACCAAGUACCCGAGUAACUCAUCGAGUGAACACCAGCAGCAUGAACACCAUCCUUUUCACAAUUUUCGCCAUAACGGCGGUCGCCGUCGCCGAAAACGCCGACCCGACGGCGACUCCGAUCGCCAUUCUGAGCCAAUCCCAGUCCAUCGAGCCCGACGGCAGCUUCAAGUCCGAGUUCAAAACAGCCAACGGGAUCUCGGAACAAGUUGAAGGCAUGAUAAAGAAGAUCGCCGACGGGAGCGAAGUCACGGUUGUACGUGGCUCCGUUUCCUGGGUCGACGCCGACGGCUCCACCAAAACGUUCACCUACGUCGCUGACGAAAACGGAUACCAGCCCGAGGGUGACUUCCUCCCGACAACCCCGCCGGUUCCUCUGCCCAUCGCGAGAGCCAUCGAAUGGGCCAAGACUCAUCCCGACAGCACCACGGUUCAGGGUGAGGAGUGAGGAGUGAGGAGUGAGGCGUCGCCUGGGCAGGAAAUCAUUCAGUGGAUUUACUUCAGUAACAUCUAAGUUCAUGAUUGCUUUUUUUUUUUUUUUUCUUUCUUUUUUCUUAUUUUAGACGUUAUUCUGUACGUGCCAUGUACUAAUAAUAUACCUACCAACUGGUUUCACUAAUUUUAAAGUAAUAAAAGGUU